Messenger RNA from Electrophorus electricus (electric eel), 794 nucleotides. RefSeq names its product ubiquitin-conjugating enzyme E2D 1a (gene ube2d1a). Lineage: Eukaryota; Metazoa; Chordata; Actinopteri; Gymnotiformes; Gymnotidae. The record is from RefSeq and is a predicted model, not a curated record.
GGACAUUUAAAAAAAAAAAAGAGAGAGGGAGAGAAGUCCAAUGUGUUGGUGUGUGUUCACUUGCAGUCAGCCUUCAGUCACUUAUCCUGAGAGAAAUCCUGGUGGCUAAGCUAGGUUAGCUCCCCGGCUAAGCUAACGCUUGCUGGCUGGUUGGGGUCCUGGAGCUGUUUCUCAGGCUGAGACAGCUUUAGCUGGCUCGGUUAAACCCGAACAAAGUCAUUUCGGUAUUUGACCAAACCGUGUACGGUCUUUUAAAAACGUGGCUAGCUAGCUAACGGUUAAAUUUGGAGUUGAACGGCUAAAUGGGCUUCAUUGGAGUUACGAAUCAGAGUGGACAAAGCUUGAAAUGUACUAAGGAGUUACAGGACUUGCAGCGAGACCCUCCUUCACAGUGUUCAGCAGGACCAAUGGGAGAGGACUUGUUCCACUGGCAGGCUACAAUAAUGGGUCCGGGCGACAGUCCGUAUCAGGGUGGCGUUUUCUUCCUCACCAUCCACUUCCCGACCGACUACCCCUUCAAACCACCAAAGGUUGCCUUCACGACAAAGAUCUACCACCCAAACAUUAACAGCAACGGCAGCAUCUGUCUGGACAUCCUGCGCUCACAGUGGAGCCCCGCCCUCACCGUGUCCAAAGUGUUGCUGUCCAUAUGUUCGUUAUUGUGCGACCCCAAUCCAGAUGACCCUCUAGUACCCGACAUAGCGCACAUCUACAAAUCGGACAAAGACAAGUACAACAGACUGGCCAGAGAGUGGACUCAGAAAUAUGCCAUGUAGCCGCCUCGGUCCAGACUG